This is a messenger RNA of Camelina sativa (false flax), 1533 nucleotides long. Its product is annotated as DJ-1 protein homolog E. NCBI's taxonomy places the organism in Eukaryota, Viridiplantae, Streptophyta, Magnoliopsida, Brassicales, Brassicaceae. The record is from RefSeq and is a predicted model, not a curated record.
UGUCUUAUUCAAAAACAUUUAAAGCAAAAUGGGAUCGACGACGGUUCAGAAAUCAGCUUUGCUGUUAUGUGGAGACUACAUGGAAGCCUACGAGACGAUAGUUCCUCUCUACAUCCUCCAAUCGUUUGGCGUUACCGUUCACUGCGUUUCACCCAACCGCACCGCUGGGGAUCGCUGCGUUAUGUCUGCCCACGAUUUCUCGGGUCUCGAGCUAUACACCGAGAUGGUCGUUGACCAGUUGACCUUAAACGCCAAUUUCGAUGACGUCACACCCGAGAAUUACGACGUCAUCAUCAUCCCAGGAGGACGAUUCACGGAGAUUCUCAGCGCCGAUGAGAAAUGCGUCGAACUCGUGGCGCGAUUCGCCGAGUCCAAGAAGCUCAUCUUCACAAGCUGCCACAGCCAAGUUAUGCUGCUGGCUGCCGGAGUCCUCGCCGGCGGUGUGAAGUGCACGGCGUUUGAAAGCUUGAAGCCUCUGAUCGAGCUCUCCGGUGGCGAGUGGUGGCAGCAGACUGGGAUACAGAGCAUGUUCGAGAUCACCGACUGCGUUAAAGACGGGAGCUUUGUGAGUAUGGUUGGUUGGCCUACGCUUGGUCAUGGGAUUAAGGUUUUGCUUGAAUCUCUUGGUGCCAGAGUCUCGAGCUUGAAGAAGGAUCAAGCUUCUGUGCUUUUCCUCAUUGGGGACUAUGUAGAAGACUAUGGGAUCAAUGUACCGUUUAGAGCACUUCAAGCAUUAGGUUGUAAAGUGGAUGCAGUGACACCAAACAAGAAGAAAGGAGAGGUGUGUGCAACGGCGGUUUAUGAUCUUGAGGAAGGACGGCAGAUUCCUGCAGAGAAGCGUGGGCAUAACUUCUUUGUGACUGCAUCGUGGGAUGAUGUGUGUGUGGAUGAUUAUGACUGUGUAGUGGUACCAGGAGGGAGAUCACCUGAGCUGUUGGUUAUGAAUGAAAAGGCUGUUGCUUUGGUUAAGAAGUUUGCGGAGAAAGAUAAGGUUUUUGCAGCUAUUGGACAGGGUAAAUUGCUUCUUGCAGCCACUGGUCUUCUUAAGGGGAAGCGAUGCGCGAGUGGGAAGGGGAUGAAGGUGAUGGUGAAGGUGGCUGGAGGCGAGGCUGUUGAAUCAAAGGGAUGUGUAACUGAUGGGAAGCUUGUGACGGCAGCAUCAGCCUCGGAUUUGCCUGCCUUUUUGUUUGAUUUAUCAACUGCUCUUGGUCUCACUGUCAUGUUCUAAGAGUUUGCAACCAAAAACAUAAAAAAAGAUGGUUUGAGUAAUAUACUAUAUGUUCAAUUAUGUCCCACUGAAGUGGAAAAAAGAAGAAGAGAGAUUAUAUUGUAGUCUCUCUGCUUUCAUAAAUUCAUAACAUUCCAACAUGAUUUGUUGCUGCUACUUCUUUUUAACCGCACAAAAGAGUUGGUUUGCGUAGGAUACGUACAGUCUAGUUAUUGAAACCCCAUGUUAGAUCAAUGCAUCAUGCAUGCUUUGAGUUAGAAGUAAUAUACAGAAACAGAAAAUAUAUUUUAUGAAUAUUUGCACAA